GUCUCGUGUUGUUGUCUGACGCAGUUAGCAAACGUUAGCCAGUUUGAAUCAUCGGCAAGCGUCAGCUGGCAAACGCCACGUUGUUCUUGAAAUUUUAACAAAGCACUUAACUAUAACCAAAGCGCCUAAAGAAUGAGAAGAGUUACCUUAUUUGUUAACGGGACAUCUAAAAAUGGCAAGGUUGUAGCAGUAUACGGUACCUUGUCCGACUUACUAUCUGUAGCAAGCAGUAAGUUGGGAAUCAAAGCUGCCUCUGUAUACAAUGGAAAGGGUGGUCUCAUAGAUGACAUUGCCCUUAUAAGAGAUGACGACGUGCUGUAUGUGUCAGAAGGAGAUCCAUUUGUUGACCCUCAAUAUGAGCCCACGGUUACGUCUGAUCAGCAUGGAGCCCACAGUGACUGGCUGACCCUUAAUAUUGGUGGUCGUCCCUUCACCACCACCAGGAGCACCUUGGUCAGCAAGGAACCAGAGAGUAUGCUUGCUCAUAUGUUUGGAGAGAAAGAUGUGUGGGGGAACACGCAAGACGAACAUGGGGCUUACUUAAUCGACCGCAGCCCUGAAUACUUUGAGCCUAUUCUCAACUACUUGAGACACGGUCAGCUCAUUAUCAAUGAAGGCAUAAAUAUACGAGGUGUCCUGGAGGAGGCUCGGUUCUUUGGAAUUGAGCAGCUUGCUGAACAGCUGGAAGUAGCAAUCAAGAACACACAGCCACCAGAGGACCACUCUCCUAUUUCCCGCAAAGAGUUUGUUCGUUUUCUUCUGGCAACCCCCACCAAGUCAGAGCUUCGCUGUCAGGGUCUUAAUUUCAGUGGUGCGGAUCUGUCCCGACUUGAUUUGCGCUACAUCAAUUUCAAGAUGGCCAAUCUCAGCCGCUGCAACCUGACACAUGCCAACCUGUGCUCUUCCAAUCUGGAGCGGGCUGAUCUUUCUGGAGCAAACCUGGAUGGUGCAAACUUACAAGGGGUGAAGAUGCUCUGUUCCAAUGCAGAGGGAGCUUCUCUCAGAGGAUGCAAUUUCGAAGAUCCAUCUGGACUGAAGGCCAACCUGGAAGGCGCUAACCUGAAAGGAGUUGACAUGGAAGGAAGCCAAAUGACCGGCAUCAACCUGCGUGUGGCCACUCUGAAAAAUGCAACGCUGAAGAACUGCAACCUGCGGGGAGCCACUUUAGCGGGGACUGAUCUCGAGAACUGUGACCUGUCCGGCUGCGAUCUACAAGAAGCCAACCUGAGAGGGUCCAAUGUAAAAGGAGCCAUUUUUGAAGAGAUGCUGACCCCUCUGCACAUGUCACAGAGUGUCAGAUAACGCAGCACAGACGCCAGUGUCCAGUGUGGGGCCACACCUGGCUUCCUUAUCGCUCUUUCCUCCAACCUCUCCUCCACUAUAUUCCCCUACUCUCACUCUUUACCUGUCUGCAACACAGGUAGUUAUAUGCACAUCCCCGACAUUCCACCUUUAUUAUGUUAGCUUUAAAUAUCUUGCACUAGAAUUUAUUCAGGGUUGUCUAUAUGUUUGUAUGGUAGGAUGUUUUUAAUGUUCAGCUGCAUAUAUCACCAAAACAAAAUAAUGUACCUUGUGUAUGUAGAUGUGUCUGGAUGCAAUCCAACGACUAUACUCAUUCAAUGUUCUCCAUAAUUUAUAUUCACUUCAUAUUACUUGACCUGUUAACGGGGGUCAGAAUCACAUUAUCUGUGUGGAGUCAAGUUCAGAGUGCGGAGCUUCCCUGAAUGCUGCUGUAGCAGAACUAGAAGGUGUCACUUACCAAUAACUGUGUCGUAAUAUAUUCCUGUUUAAGUAUGUAACCCACUUUUGCUGGAUUCAAUGUAUUACAAAGAAAGCAAUGCAAGCCAAAGCCAUAACAAUAGCACAGUCUGAAAGACUAAAUGUGCUGUUAGUGCACCGUGAAACUAUCCGUCAGGCUAGUUUUACUCACAGCAUGGGUAGGCAAUACAUUAUUUACAGCUGUGAGGUUUCUUCUUCUUUCCUAAUCUUAAAUAUUGUCUCUUAAAAAGCUUUCCCUUGUCUUGCAUUCUGUGAAUCUACCUCUUUUUAAAAUCUGGUGCGAGUGAAUUGCAUGCUUUUGAAUGCUUAUUGUAAUGUUUAUGUAUGACACUCGUUAUUCUUCAGUUUCCCAUUUGGAGAGAACUUGGUGCGCUUUAACAGAAUGCCAUUUUCACAUGUUGAUGUUGUCAAAGUGAAUUUGCCUGGAAAUGUGCUCCAUGUAUGGAUUUAUAUCACUUAAUCAUGCUUUGAACUUAUUUGCACAAGGAUAUGUUAACUUGUAUACAUGUUUCACCAAAAAUGUUUGGUGCUUGUAAUCUUAAUGUAAAUCAAAUCCAAUGUUUCCAAAAAAUGCAUUUUCAGACUAGGUUGUCAAGGAUGUCACUUUGCAUGUGUGAAGAGCUCAACUUGUCUUUGACUAGGGAAGUUUCUCUAGCUGUAGCUCAAAGCUGCUCUGAUGCAAUACUAUUCACUCAGUUCAAUAGUAGCUACCCAGCCUGUAAGAAUGAAUGGUGAAGGCAAUCAUGUUGUGUAUUCCCCUUGAGCGUGAAAAUCAAUGAAAGAGCUAUGGUUAUUUAUUUUAAUACAUCUCACUGAAUGCAAUAUGGGGCAGUGGUUGGUUUGCGUUUCAGACAGGGAGUGGUGUCGUGCUCCCUGUCUAUGAUUAUUGCACUCGACCGUGGAAAUAUAUUUCCAUGAAUGACUGUUAUAAAUAAACUGC
Cyclopterus lumpus (lumpfish) is the source of this 2719-nucleotide messenger RNA. It is a transcript of the gene kctd9a, whose product is annotated as potassium channel tetramerization domain containing 9a. NCBI's taxonomy places the organism in Eukaryota, Metazoa, Chordata, Actinopteri, Perciformes, Cyclopteridae. Gene Ontology annotation, biological process: intracellular signal transduction; protein homooligomerization. The record is from RefSeq and is a predicted model, not a curated record. Gene Ontology annotation, molecular function: protein binding. The transcript has 12 exons. The coding region runs from base 133 to 1302 and encodes 389 amino acids.